GGGAUUCGCCUUUUUGAUGAAAACAUCAAAUCAACUGAUGCUACAGAAUCGAAAGCCUUGGUCCACAAGCUGGACAAAGUGGACAUCUAUUCUAAUAGCUGGGGCCCUGGGGACAUGGGAUGGCAGGUAGAAGGUCCUGGCAAAAAGACCAAAGCUGCUCUUAAACGCGGAGUAGAAGAGGGACGUAAUGGUUUGGGUGCCAUCUACACAUUUGCAGCUGGUAAUGGCGGUAUAACCCAGGACAGCUGUGCCUAUAAUGGUUAUGUUAACAGUAUCUACACUAUCGCCAUCAACGGUGUUAACGAAGAUGGUUCAAACCCUACUUAUGCAGAAGAGUGUCCUAGUAUCAUGGCAACGGCUUACAGCCGAGACACACUAAGACGAAUUGGGGAAGUUAUAACCAUUGACGGGCAGAACGAUUGCAUUCAGACUUUUGGUGCAUCUUCUGCGUCUACAGCGAUGGCUUCUGGUCUGAUUGCUUUGACUCUUCAAGCUAAUCCCAACCUAACCUGGCGUGAUGUGCAGCAUAUUAUCGUGAGAAGUUCGAGAUCUGCACCAGGAGGAAAGAUACUCCAGCGUGGAGAUUGGCAAACUAACAAGGCCGGAUUUAGAGUCAGUAAAUUCUAUGGGUUUGGUUUAAUGGACGCUGGACGGAUGGUUCACAUUGCCAAACAAUGGAAAACAGUUCCUCCCCAAAUAAGAUGUGAGAUAAAAGGCAGUAAUCUUAACAGCACUAUUAUCCCUGCGACAGUUAAUGUCUCAGUGUCAAACGCUAAUUGUAACAUUACUCACUUGGAACAUGUGCAAGUCAAAGUUAAUCUUCGUUUUGAUCGACGAGGCGAUCUAGGUCUAGAACUAAAAGCUCCAAGUGGCACCAGUUCUCCUCUUACGCGUCGUCGGAAGAUCGACAACCUUACGGGAUUUAAAAAUCUGACAAACUGGAACAUUACAACGCUGUUUAACUGGGGUGAAAAUCCUGUGGGUGAAUGGAAGCUAAUAAUUAAAAAUUUAUAUUAUUACAAUACUAGAGGUAUACUCUACAGUUGGUCCCUGAUAUUGUAUGGAACUUCAUUACAUCCAACAGAAAGUGAUGAAUGGCAGCCAUCUAGGCCUCUUUCCUCAACUUCAACACCUCCUUCAGUAAAAGUUGAUGGUCAGUACUCACCGUGGAGUUACUGGACUCUUUGUAACGAGACAUGCGGUGGAGGAACUCAACGACGUUUCCGCGCAUGCACCAACCCCAGGCCUCAAAACGGCGGUAAAGACUGCAACGAAACCCUACUUGGUCAAUCGACGGAUUCGCAAAGCUGCAAUACACAUCCUUGCCCAAUUCACGGUGGAUACUCGUCGUGGUCCAGAUGGACCAGAUGUUCUGCGACAUGUGGGAGAGGAGACCAGUACCGCUCACGUACAUGUACUAAUCCCAGACCCCAAUACGGUGGAAGAGACUGCUGGGUACUUGGUCAAUCUAAAGAGUGGAAUCCAUGCAAUAUACGACCUUGUCCAGUUAACGGUGGGUAUACACCAUGGUCCACAUGGUCUCAAUGCAGCAGGACCUGUGGCGGCGGAAGAAAACAUCGCGAUCGCCAUUGCACUUAUCCAAGACCCAGAUACGGAGGAAGAGAUUGUAGAGAACUGGGAAAAGCUAAAGAUUCUAGAGAUUGCAACAAACAGUCAUGUCCAGUGGACGGUGGAUACUCACAAUGGACACCAUGGUCGUCAUGUACAAAGACUUGUGAAGAAGGAACUAGAAAUCGAACUCGUUCAUGUACUAAUCCCAGACCACAGCACGGAGGGAGAGAUUGUAGUAGACUGGGAACAGCUACUCAAUCCAGUGUAUGUAACACAAGAAUUUGUCCAGAAAAUAGUGGAUACUCCGAUUGGUCCAGUUGGUCUCAAUGUACCAAGACUUGUGGAGUAGGAACGCAGAAUCGCACUCGCUACUGCAAAAAUUCUACAUCUACGGAAAAGCGUUGCGAGGGACCAGCUUCACAAUCUAAACGAUGCAACACACAGAUGUGCCGAGUCCCUGUGGACGGCCAAUAUAGCGGUUGGUCUGCCUGGUCUCAAUGUACAAAGUCAUGUGGCGGAGGAACAAGGGAACGCACUCGUACCUGUACUAAUCCCAGCCCUAAGAACGGAGGGAAAAACUGCAAGGAAUUGGGUCCAUCUGAGGACAAAGGAUCUUGCAAUACGCAUGCGUGCCAAAGAGUCUGUAAAGACGUAUGGCCAUCGUUUUGUGGAACGAAUGCUUGGAUUUGCAACGAAGAGAGCUGGAAAACAUAUGUGAAUCAGAAUUGUCGAUACAGUUGUGGACUCUGUCAAGUUGAUGGUAGAUGGAGUACAUGGAGUGCAUGGAGUACAUGGGAUCAUUGUUCCGUGACAUGUGGUGGUGGAAUUAAGUAUCGUUAUCGUCAGUGCAACAAACAAAGGCCGAGAAAUGGUGGAAUAAGCUGCAGAGGCAAAGGACGGGAAUCGGAAAUCUGCAACACAAAUGCUUGCCCAGCAAGUAGGGAAUCAGUUUACGUCCAAAAACAAGAAAACGGCGUAGCACCAGUUGGACGUAGCGGCGACAUGCCUGUCGUUUGUAGAGACGUAUGGCCAUCGUUUUGUAGAACGAAUGCUUGGAUUUGCUACGAGGGAAGCUGGAAAACAUAUGUGAAUCAGAAUUGUCGCUACAGUUGUGGACUAUGCCAAGAGCAAGAUAACCGUGGACUUAAUGGCGCUAUCG
Exaiptasia diaphana is the source of this 2731-nucleotide messenger RNA. Its product is annotated as proprotein convertase subtilisin/kexin type 6. The record is from RefSeq and is a predicted model, not a curated record. Lineage: Eukaryota; Metazoa; Cnidaria; Anthozoa; Actiniaria; Aiptasiidae. Gene Ontology annotation, biological process: proteolysis. Gene Ontology annotation, molecular function: serine-type endopeptidase activity.